Lolium rigidum is the source of this 2120-nucleotide messenger RNA. RefSeq names its product cationic amino acid transporter 5-like. Gene Ontology annotation, biological process: transmembrane transport; amino acid transport. Lineage: Eukaryota; Viridiplantae; Streptophyta; Magnoliopsida; Poales; Poaceae. The transcript has a single exon. Bases 159 to 2009 code for a protein of 616 amino acids. Gene Ontology annotation, molecular function: L-lysine transmembrane transporter activity; L-glutamate transmembrane transporter activity. The record is from RefSeq and is a predicted model, not a curated record. Gene Ontology annotation, cellular component: plasma membrane.
CCACAACUAUGGCGAGGUUGCGACAAAGGUAGAAGACGACGGGUCUGUUCUGUCACCUCUCGCAGCUGUCACGGUCUCGAGCAACUCAUUCCUGCACUGACAAACAAUGCCGCGCUCUGCAGUAAACCCGUGCUCUGCUUGACGGAAAUCUCCUGGCCAUGGAGCCCGUGGAAGCGCGGGAAGAAGGCCAUGCGCCGAACCCAGCGGCCGCGGCGAGGGGCUACUGGCGGUGGAGCAAGGAGGACUUCUUCCCGGAGCCGUCGUUCGCGAGCUGGGGCGCGUACCGCGGUGCGCUGGCCGCGACGCCCGCACGGCUCAUGGACCGCCUCAUCGCCGGCCGCUCCACCGACGCCGCGGAGCUCGGCGACAUGCGGCGCCGGAGCGAGAACGAGAUGCGCCGCUGCCUCACCUGGUGGGACCUCACGUGGCUCGGCUUCGGCUGCCACCUCGGUGCCGGCAUAUUCGUGCUCACCGGCCUGGAGUCCCGCGACCACGCGGGCCCCGCCGUCGUGCUCUCCUAUGUGGUGGCCGGCGUCUCCGCGAUGCUCUCCGUGUUCUGCUACGCCGAGUUCGCCGUCGAGAUCCCCGUGGCUGGAGGCUCCUUCGCGUACCUCCGCGUGGAGCUCGGUGACGUCGCGGCCUUCGUCGCCGCCGCGAACCUCAUCCUCGAGAGCGUCAUCGGCACGGCCGCGGUGGCGCGCGCCUGGACGUCGUACCUCGCGUCGCUCUUCAGCAGGCCGGCCAGCGCGUUGCGGGUGCGCGCGCCGUGGGUCGCCGAAGGGUACGACGAGCUGGACCCGAUCGCUUCCGCGGUGAUCGUGGCCACCGCGACCAUGGCCAUGCUGAGCACCAAGGGCAGCUCCCGCGUCAACUGGGUGGCAUCGGCGGUGCACCUGCUCGUGUUAGCGUUCAUCAUCGUGGCCGGGUUCCUGCACGCGAAGCCGAGCAACCUGACCCCGUUCGUGCCGUACGGGGUGCCGGGCGUGUUCCGGGCGGCGGCGGUGGUGUACUUCGCGUACGGCGGCUUCGACAGCAUCGCCAACAUGGCGGAGGAGACCAAGAACCCGUCCAGGGACAUCCCGGUGGGGCUGAUCGGGUCCAUGUCGGUGAUCACGGCCAUCUACUGCACGAUGGCGCUGGUGCUGAGCAUGAUGCAGCCGUACACGGCGAUCGACCGGAGCGCGGCCUUCUCGGUGGCGUUCGGCGCGGUGGGGAUGCGGUGGAUGAAGUACGUGGUGGCGGUGGGCGCGCUCAAGGGGAUGACGACGGUGCUGCUGGUGGGGGCGCUGGGGAACGCGCGGUACGCGACGCACAUCGCCCGGAGCCACAUCAUCCCGCCGGUGUUCGCGCUGGUGCACCCGAGGACCGGCACGCCCGUGCACGCCACCACGCUCAUCACCGCCGCCAGCGCCAGCGUCGCGUUCUUCUCCAGCCUCGACGUGCUCGCCAGCCUCCUCUCCAUCAGCACGCUCUUCAUCUUCGUCAUGAUGGCCGUCGCGCUCCUCGUCCGCCGGUACCACGCGCGGGGCGUGACGAGCCGGGCGCACGGGCGGCGGCUCGUGGCGUUCCUGCUGGCGAUCGUCGGCUCGUCGGCAGGCAUCGCGGCGUGCUGGGGCGCGGCGCCGGAGCGGUGGGUGGGAUACGCCGCGCUGGUGCCGGUAUGGGCGGCGGCGACGCUGGGCGUCCAGCUGCUGGUGCCGGUGGCCCGCGCGCCCCGGCGGUGGGGCGUGCCGCUCGUGCCGUGGCUGCCCUCGCUGUCCAUCGCCACGAACUUCUUCCUCAUGGGUUCCCUCGGCGCGCAGGCGUUCGUCCGUUUCGGCGUCUGCACCGCCGUCAUGAUGCUCUACUACGUGCUCGUCGGGCUGCACGCCACGUACGACGUCGCGCACGACGGGUCCGGGGAGGAGCGGGCGGACCACGGGGAUGCUGCCGGUGACGAGAAGGCAGCGGUGGCGGUGGCGGUUGCUGCCACCGAUGUAGAAAAGUCCGGCGGAGAUGGUGGGCAAUAGGAUGGCCGGCAUCGGUCCGCGUCGAUCUGGAUCACCACGCUAUUUUUUUUUUUUUGAGAUGUGGAUCACCACGCUUGAUAAUAUGGACAUGGUACUGUUGGUGUUGGACAA